AUUAUUCCAAACCCUGAUAACUACAGCCAGUACAGGGCAACAACUACAGUCAUGUACAUGUAUGUAGACGGCCCUAGAUAGACGGCAUUGAGCAUUGUGGAAUUAUUUGAGAUUGGAUAUUUCGUGGGUGGAAGUCCAGAUACUGUAAACCUGGUAAACCGUCGGUAGUGCGUUUGGCAAUGAGCUUAGGCGUAGAACCGCCAUCGCGGAGCAGAUUCGGGCGAUUUGAUGGAGAGCACCAGCCACUACUGGUGGAUCGUCCGCCAGCGUACGUCGAGAGAUUUCCUGGCGAUCCGGAUAACGAUGCACCACCAGCACCACCAUCAGCAGCAGGACCCGCAGAUAUCCAGGCGAUAGCUGCAACUACUGAUACGGUUCAGGAGCUGCAAAUUGAGGAUACAUCUCGACGGAGUCGAAGAGUGAAAGGAGCUAUAAAUCGCAUCAAUUACUGGGCAGAAAAUUCAAACAGCUGUUGGAGAGCUAACGGCCGAUUUGUCGGCAAGCACUUGAUGACAGUAUGUUGUUGCGGUGGUGGACAAGGCUCGCCGUGUGCUGACUUUUGGAUAUUGGCGUUAUACCUGUGGUUCUCUGUGAUAUGUCCAGGGAUAGGUGUGAUUGGCCUGGUGCAGCUUGGCUUUCUCAUCAUCAACCAUGGUGUAGCACUAGAGUGGGCUAUACUCUUCAACAAUCUCAUGGCGCUGGCAAACCUCUGCUACAUAGCCGACAUUAUGCGAAGGAACUACAACCGCUUUCUGACCAAUGCAUUCUGCAUACCGAUAGCAAGUGGAUUGCUUCCAGGGAGCAUCAACGCAUUCAUGACGCUAACAAUCAGUAACAUCAAUCGUGUUCAGCUACUUGGUAUCCAGCAACGAAACAUUCUUGCAUCACAACUACAAGAACGACAAGAUGCUGUGAUCCACGUGAUGCUCUACAGUGACCACUAUGUCAGCUAUGUGUAUGGUCGCCCUAAGAAGCAGCUGAUAACAGCAAUAGUACUGCUGGUGCUGAUGACAACUGGGCAAAUAGUAGGCAUGUGGUGGGAGUGGGACAAGUUCUGCCCCGACUUCCUGGCCAAGAUGCUUGCCUAAACUGGUCCAUACCUCAAUACUGUUACUUGCAUGGCACCUGCUUGGUCCGGUAUUGAUUACUACAACUCUGACAGGCGCAACACAAAAAUCUGGUGACAAAUUCUGCCAUCAGACUCCGAUAGAUGCGAGUAUAUACACACAUGUAGAAGCAUAAUGUGCAAACAUUGUUGCACGGUAUGUGUUAUCACGACCACAUGAUGUGCAGGAUGCACCCCACAGUUGAAUUUACCAAACAAUCUUCUUCAGUCUUAAUUAAAUUUCACGUUACCAAGCCAUCAAUUUGCUUCUAACCUGGUCAAUCUUUUCUCCACCUGUGCUUGUAGUAACGGCCCUGAUUUCACCCGAUUGCCGUAAAGAGAUGCUCACGGUCCUCUCUCUCUCUCUCUCUCUCUCUCUCUCUCUCUCUCUCUCUCUCUCUCUCUCUCUCUCUCUCUCUCUCUCUCUCUCUCUCUCUCUCUCUCUCUCUCUCUCUCUCUCUCUCUCUCUCUCUCUCUCUCUCUCUCUCUCUCUCUCUCUCUCUCUCUCUCUCUCUCUCUCUCUCUCUCUCUCUCUCUCUCUCUCUCUCUAUUCCCGCUGUGUUCUUUCCCCGUCAGGAAAAUAAAGUUUAUGCUAUGAAUAGCCUAUGAUUGGAAUAUCGUUUUCUUCGGUGCAUCCCUUAGAGCAACUAUUUUUUCUCCUUUUUUUUACUGCCUGGCCGUGCAUGCUGGCUCGUGCAGCCAGUGCUGUGCUCACAAUGAUGAUCUUUUCUGCUGCAGCUGUAAGCAGUCAUUUCUUCCUAUCGGUCACAAGACUUUGUGCUGUUGAGUUUCUACAGUCCAUUCAUCGGAAA
Messenger RNA from Sycon ciliatum, 1917 nucleotides. RefSeq lists its product as uncharacterized. Lineage: Eukaryota; Metazoa; Porifera; Calcarea; Leucosolenida; Sycettidae. The record is from RefSeq and is a predicted model, not a curated record. The transcript is spliced from 5 exons. Bases 180 to 1088 code for a protein of 302 amino acids.